Messenger RNA from Caenorhabditis auriculariae, 9098 nucleotides. The record is from the annotation of a GenBank genome assembly. Lineage: Eukaryota; Metazoa; Nematoda; Chromadorea; Rhabditida; Rhabditidae.
AUGGAUCCGGAGUUGUUGAACGACGAGGACUACGAAACGGACACUGUUUUUCUCGGGAAGUGAUGAUGAUGGUUUUAAAAAAAUAAUUUUUUUCAUUUCAAAGUUGGAAAAAUGAUUCAGAUCUUCGUAUUGAUCGAAUCGAUAUCGAAGCCGAUUUUUGACGGUUUUUGAAUAUUUUUUUGGAUUGAAAAAAAUAUCAAAAUGAACAGAUAAUAAGACGGAAGAAACCGCAAAAAGCUGAAGAUGAACUGACGGAUUCUGGAACGAGGCGGAAUUCUUUCAGAUCUCCGUUGAGGUUUUUAGAUUUUUUUCAAGUUUUAGGAAAACCCUUGAUAAUUUGAAGAAUUGAAAAUGAAAUUUUUAAAGUAUUUUUCGAGAAACUUGUUCGAAAAAUUUGAGAGAAUUGAAUUUUUUUCGUCUUUUUCGCUUGAUUGGACGAUGCAAAAAUAUCGAAAAAAAUUUAUUUUUGAAUUUCAAAAUAAUCCAUUUUUCUAAUGAAAAUCUUCAAGAAAAAAAGCUGAAAAAAAUCGUGAAAGUUUCCUCAAAAAGGGUCAGAAAAAUCUCUUGAAUAUUUCUUGAACUAUUUCAGAAUUUUUUUGAAGCUUUUUUUGAAGAAAAAAAGAAAUGAUCUUUCCGCGAUUUUUUUCUGAAACUCGAAAUAGACUUCGAUUCGAUUUUUUUAUAUUGAAUAUUGCUGUCCCUUAUCUGAAUCUCCUCAUAAAACCCUAAUACAUCGAAAAAAAGUCGAAAUAUCCAAGAAUUGAUGGCGAAUUUCAAGAUUUCCGUAUCACCAGGAAAAAAAUCUCAUUAUUGUUAAAAUUCACCUGGAUUUUCAUUAAAAAUUCUUUUUUUCAUUCAACUCAGCUUUUUUUAUUAAUUCCCAUUGGAUGGAAGUUGAAAAUCGACUUUUUCCUCUCUGAAAGAAAAACAGCCCAUUCAGUGUUCAAAAGUUUUUUUCCGUGAACAGAGUGCGAAAAAGAUAACUAAUUUUUUACAGGGUCAGAGAACACUUCGAUUUUCACGGAAAUUACUUUGGAAAAAGCUUCAGAUUUUCCUUUUUUCAGUUCAUUCGACGAUCGACCUUCCCCAAAUCUCCUUUCACCGUCUUUCGACCUUUCUAUGCUCUCGCCUAGUCCCGUAUUUAUUCUCCAGAGAAAAAACUCAAAGAAGAAAUAAUUCAGACAUUUUUCCCCUUGCAUGACCCUCGGUUCGACUUUUUGCCCAUUAGCGAAGAGGACGACGAGCGUUGGCAGAAGGAAGAUUAUUUCCGAACUGGGAGGUUCGAAAAUUGACAAAUUCCGAGAAAAUAUUGGUUACAAUUUGUAAAUUAACAUUAAAAAAGUUUUUUUUUUAGAAAUUUUCAUUAAUAGCAAAUCUUGUUGAGUAGAAUGAGAGAAUCCUACAAUAUAAAAUGUCAAAUUUUCAAUUUUAAUUGGUUUUUUAAAUUCUGAAAAGGUAAAAAAAUGUUGAAAGGGUGAAACGUUAAUUUGAGACUAAUUUAGAACUAUAUUUUAUCUUUGGACAUCCGAGUUUUCCGAUUUUUUUAUACAUUGGGCUGAAUUUAUUUUUAUUUUUAGGUUUAUUUCGGGUUCAUUUUGAGUUUUAUUAUGAAUUUUAUUAUGAGCUUUCAGAAAAAUUAAACUGGUUCAUAAAUUUGAUUAUCAACUUGUAAAAACCAGUAGUUUAGAAGGUUUUUUUGUCAAGCAAAAAAAUUGAGUUUUUCUGUUUUGAUCUCAUAGUAACCAAAAAAUCCGUUUAUCAGCACAAAUCCGAAAAUUUUGUUUUUUUUUUCAUUGUUGGUGACUUUUUCUAUUUAUUUCGGAUUUUUUUAGAUUUUUCUCGGUCAUUUAUUAUCAAUUCUUCGGAUUGAAUUUUUAAUGAAACGAAAAAUUUUUUUCAGAAAAAAAUGUUUGUUUUAAAUAUUUCCGCGAGAAAGUUUCAAAAAUUUCGUAAAAAAAUAUUUUUCUCAAUUUUUUUCAAGUGAAGUCUUAAUAUUUUUUUAUUUUUAUUUUGUCUUUGACUUUGACUUUAAUCGUUAUUUUUUUGAAAUCUUCUAUUUCACUUAAAAAAAUACUAACCAGGGAAUGGUCUCAGCUCACAGUGGGACUUCUGAAUGAGACCAAUUUUAUUAGAUGUAGUUUUUUUCACGCUGAUUCCAAAUCUGCUUUCAAAAAGUUGCCCAAUACGUCUGUGAAAAAAGUUAUGGACCCUCAAAAGUCGAAAAUUUCAGUGUCUCCAAUUGAGCUGUUUUUUGGAGGGUAUGUAGAUCUUGUCCCUCUGGUUACGGAAAACUAUUGAACUUUUCUCAAAAAAAUUCCGCAGCCCAGAUAUGAUCUUUCAAAGCCCCGCCGAACAUAAGAGAAUGCGCGCGCGGUGUCCUAUUGCGAUCCGACGGCUGUCGUAGCAACGGCAGCGAGGAGCAGUGGAAAGGCGGCAAACUGGGGAGCACGAGGUCAUGGGUUCGGUCCCCGUCCUCUGCAAAAUUUUUUUGCAAUUUUUCCUUUUUUGGACAAUUUCGUCUAACUGCUCCUUUCUUGAGUUUUUGAAGCGUAGAAACAUGAGAAAACUUCUUUUUGAACCUUUAUAAACACGUGGACUUAUUUUUUUGUCAAAAAAAUUUUAUUCAUGAAAUUUUUUUCGUGAUUUUCCAUGUGUAUGAUGGGUUGAGUAUGAAAAUUUUUCGAAAAAAAUUUUUUUGUUUUUGUUAUUUUUUUGUUUCAAAAGUUGACUGGUCCAAGGAAUCAUGACUACGCUGUCAAAACUGACAGAUUUUCAUGGUUUUUCAGACCUCAACCUGCUCAUACGGCUCUAUGAGAAAGAAAGAAAUGCAAGUUUUUAGCUUUUUUUGCUGAAAAAAACUUUUUGAAGCACUUUUUACUAGUUACUAAAUUUUUACAACCAGAACCGUAAUCUCCUAAAUAUAUUCAUUACAAUGAGAUUUUUAGAAAGUUUACCUUCAAGUCAGACUUUGUAGAGUAAAAUGUCAAAAAGAAAAAAAUAUAACUUUUUAAGGCUUUUAAUAGCAUUUUUCCUUCUUUUGAUUUCGGGACUAAACUUUUUUCCGACAAAAAGGCAAUCAUCGCGUAUAAAUCACUGCAACCUAAAAAGAUCUUUUUGGUAGAGGAAAAUUUUGGAAAAAAAUUUUUUUCUGUCAGUUUUGACAGCGUAGUCAUGAUUCCUUGGACCAGUCAACUUUUGAAACAAAAAAAAUAACAAAAAACAAAAAAAAUUUUUUUCGAAAAAUUUUCAUACUCCAACCCAUCAUACACAUGGAAAAUCACGAAAAAUUUCAUGAAUAAAAAUUUUUUUGACAAAAAAAUAAGUCCACGUGUUUAUAAAGGUUCAAAAAGAAGUUUUUCUCAUGUUUCUACGCUUCAAAAACUCAAGAAAGGAGCAGUUAGACGAAAUUGUCCAAAAAGGAAAAAAAUUGCAAAAAAAUUUUUGCAGAGGACGGGGACCGAACCCAUGACCUCGUGCUCCCCAGUUUGCCGCCUUUCCACUGCUCCUCGCUGCCGUUGCUACGACAGCCGUCGGAUCGCAAUAGGACACCGCGCGCGCAUUCUCUUAUGUUCGGCGGGGCUUUGAAAGAUCAUAUCUGGGCUGCGGAAUUUUUUUGAGAAAAGUUCAAUAGUUUUCCGUAACCAGAGGGACAAGAUCUACAUACCCUCCAAAAAACAGCUCAAUUGGAGACACUGAAAUUUUCGACUUUUGAGGGUCCAUAACUUUUUUCACAGACGUAUUGGGCAACUUUUGAAAGCAGAUUUGGAAUCAGCGUGAAAAACUACAUCUAAUAAAAUUGGUCUCAUUCAGAAGUCCCACUGUGAGCUGAGACCAUUCCCUGGUAAGUUCAAUUCAGGAUCACGAAAGGAGUCAGCUACAACAUUAUGACUGGGAAAUUGAUGGCGGAUGAACAUGAGAAGAUUGAAAUUGUCGAAAAAGUAAGAAAAUAUCAUCCAGUGAUUGAAAAUGACUGUUUUCCUUCAGAAAAAUGAGGCUGACUUGACCUCGGAGACGGAAAAAUCCACCUCUUCCGGUUACAAAUCCACAAAGGACCUCGAAAACGAGAUUAUGUCUUUUUCUGACGUUUUUUCGGCGAUCCCAAGGGCCUUCAAUUAUGCGGAUUCGUUACCGGUUGGUUUUUAUAAAUAAUUUGUGGAAAAAAACUGAAAAGAAAAAAACUAAACUUUUGAAAAAAUUUCUUCUAUAAAGUUUAUUUUGUUUGAAUGAGGUCAAAAAACUCGGAAUGAUCAUGAUGAUGAAACGCGAAAACUUCAUGGAAAAACUUGGAAAAAAAUUUGCAAAUUUUGAGAGAAAGAAAGAAAAGAAGAGAAAACGUAUAGUCAAUCCAGCCCUACCUGAAAAGACGAUGGGAGGCGCAGAAGGGGGCGGGACGCGUAGCGUGUGCGUUCGCGGUUCUUGACACAAGUUUAGUUCAACGGCAGACUAAUUGGACAUUUUUUUCUGCAUUUAUUGACUUCUUUUUUUCUAGCUGUUAGAUCAAAAAAAUGUAAGAAAGAAAGAAGCGAAUAGUGUAAAUUAAAUUUAUUAAUCACAAUUUAUGGGACAAACAAGUACACUGUUGGCAGAGUGAGACCUUUUCUUGCUUUCAAAAAUGAGUCUCAGAAAAGCCUUUUUGUACGGAGUUAUCAUAGUCAAAUACAUCACGCAGAUAGUUGGACACAAUGUUUGACCAGGGGCCCACAGAAAAAGUGUCAUCGGCAAGCUGUAAAUCUUCUUUUUCAUUUGUCUUUGAUAUUUUUGAAAACAUAAUUUUUAUCAAAAUACAAAGAAAGACAAACUCACUGGAUGAAGGCUUUGAAGUUAGAAAUGGUUACGAAAAAGCUUCCCAGAAUCGGUAUCACAACGGCAACCCCGAUGGCCAAAAGUGUUCCCAAUUCAAUUGUCAAUAUCCUUCUGAGAAGUCGUUUUACGGCUGUGGAAUGGGUAUGGUGUGACUGAAGGGUCCUGAAUAGUGACCAUAUAAUUUUCUCGUUAAAUUUUUUAGUAUUUGUUUGAGAAGGUUAUGGGAAUCGGAUAAUAAAACUCACAUGGAAAUAAGGGACGCGAAGAACCAAAACAAAACUACUACGAUGAUAGCAAACUCGAGAGCAAGAUAAUAAGCGAACUUGCGAUAAACUAAGAAGAAAACGGCGUGGUCUUUGAAAAAGUCCGCCAAUCUGUUAUCAACAGUAACCGCGAUCCUACGAGCUUCAUCCUGGUCCCAUACAAGGCAGUUGAGAAGUGGAUAUAAGUUGACAACGCAAAUCGAAAUGGAAAUAAACCAUAAAAGUCGUUCAGCAUAAGCCACCGAUUUUGAAUGAGUGAGGUCGAAAAUAGUGAAAUACGUGGCGGUUAGCGCGUUGCGGGUUAAAGUUAAUGUACAGAAAAUUAAUUCAAACAAAGACAGGUAGACGAGUAAAAUGACCGAGGCGCCGGUUAUACGGUAGUUACUGGCGCUUGUUAGAUUAUUGAACAACAUUUGAUACGGUAGGACACUGUAGAGGCCGUCGAAAGCAAUGAAGAGAGAAAAUAAACAGGAAAAGAUUAUCUGGAGGGCGAGAAAUACUUUGAAGGCUUUGAUGAUCCGAGAAGAAUUUCGCAGAACGAUAUAAAGGGUCAGAGCUGCCAGAAAUAUGACGAUGACCGCGACGGUUAUCUCCCAAGUCUGUGUCAGUUUUAUGUAGCUGAAAAGGUGGACUUUGACGGAAGUUUGGGAAAUUCUUGAAGGUACUUACAGAGAAGAUUAUUUUAAGGCUGAGCGUUAUUUUAAAAUUGCUCUGAACAUCCUUCGAUGUACGAUAUAUUUUUGUAGACGUGAUGGGUAGAUUGGCAAGUUGACGCGAUGCGGUUUUCAGAACGCAGCCAUGGAAUAAAAAAUUAUUUCUCUUCCAACUAAAUUUUUUCAAACUAUAAAAAAGUCGAUACUUUGAAAAAAAACUAUCAAGAAUAGAUAAAAACUUGAAAAAAAGGAGUCUCUAGUUUCCCUCCAACAGCCGCGUCGUGUACGCAACGCGUCAUCCUUGCCAAUCUAUCAAUCUCCUCCUUUCAAGUCGGGAAUAAAUGACUAUAAGGUACACAUAAAAAUUGUUUUUAUAAAUUUCUCGUGUUCAAAAUAGCUGUAGUCUACUUACUUUUCAGUUUACAAAAUUUUUAAUAAUCCAAAUUUCAAAGCCGAACCUUUGGUGGUGGGUAUACGCAUCAUAAAAUCCAUCUAGAGCUGAGACGAUAUUGAAAGGCACGAUAUAAUCGUUAGAAUUCUCGGAGAACAUUUAUUUAGUUAGUUGUGAAUGACUUUUUUGCCAAACUAAAGCACCUGGUCUUGUUUUAAAAUGCGUCAAGCAAUUAAUGGAAUAAAAGCUGCAUUUUAACACCCGUUCUCUGAGGAAGUUCAGCGAAAUUCAGUUUUCACAAAAAGUGACAUUUUUGAUCUACUUCAUUGUAAUAUACUCAACAAUGUCAUUUCAGGAGCCUUUGAAGGGCGUUUUCCAAAACGAGAAAUAUGAUUUUUUGAGGGCGAAUUUAGGGCUUCAAAGAACCAUUUAGAAACAUGCUGAUUGGGGAACAUUAAUUAUUCUCUUCAAAAAUAAUUUUUACACAAAGCAAAAAAAGUUUAUUGUAUGAUUCUUCAGGAAGUGAACGGCGCCUGGGUGCUGAAGCACCGAGAAGAGGAGCUGGACCAGCUGACGACCUUCGAGCUUCAGGCUCCGAUCUGCGCGGCUCUCAACUCGCGGCACUACCUUCUCAUGUUCUUCGGCAUCGACGAGCGCGACCGCGUCACCGGCUGCGAAUUGUCGGCCCGCGACCGCGUCUGCUUCCGAAUGGCCCUGUCGCGGGCCGUCGCCGGCGAGUUCCAGCCGCCUCUGAUCAACGCCGCGCCCGCGACCCUCCACGGCAUGAAUCGCGCCGACGACCUGGCCGCCGUCACCUCGACCGUCGACGUCGUCUUCCUGCCAAUCCUGCCGGUGACGUCGUCGGAUGAGCCCACGACUCGACGUUACGUCAUCGUCGUCCGUGUCAAGGAGAAGACCGAGAAGGUCGGAAGCAAGGAUUUGCUGAUCUCCUUGUUUUUUUUAUAGCAGAACCGAUUCGUUACAACUUGAAAUAAUAGGAUUUUUCUGCGCAAAAGAACGAGAUUAGUCCACCUUUUUCCGGUAAAAAUAGAAAAUUUUCGAAAAAUCAAUAUCGAUCAAUAUUCUUCCAUCUUCAAUUUCGAAUCUUCUUGCAGCUUUUCUCAAAAUCUAAAUGAGCAGUUUAGGUGUAUCAACUUUCUUCCGGACGAAUUUACAUCGAAGAAAAUGGCGUUCCUGUCCAGUUGAGUUGUUUGGAAGAGGUGUAUCCUUCUUUGCAUGACCUUCAUCAAAAUUUUCCGAAAUUCCAGGCUUCCAGAAUGAUCUUGGGCGAUCGGAUCAUCCCGGAGCUCUGUGAACCGAUCGUCGUCGAGGAUUUCGUCAAAGAAGUCGAAGCAGAGCCGGAAGAGGCCAAGGAAAAAGUCGUCGCUGUGAAAAUGCCGAGACGGAAUAUUCUUCGCGAUUUGAAUGUUUUGAGGUGAUUUUUUUCGGUCAGAAAUACCUGAAAAGUCCAGCGUUCAAAGAAAAAGAAAAAAAAAAAGAAGUCGGCAAGUUCUUCAGUUUCAAAAAAAGGAAAAUACGAAUACUUUUAGCGAAAAAGUUUGAGUAAAUAACCAAGAACCGGCAAUGUAUUGAAUUAUACAGGGAAUUUUGAAGAGUCAGAGAUAAUUUUAAAUGGAAUAAAUUUGAACACGGCAAAAAGGACGAUUUUAAAGUUUGAGAAAGUCUUUUUUGAAAAACCAAUACGUAUAGAGCCUAGCGAUAGUCAGGUUUCUGAAAAUUCUUUGAACCUUCCAGUCUGUUUUUUUAAAAUAAAGAAUUCCCUUUCCAUUCUGAUCGCUUUUCAGAGUCAAAAUCAUGACCCAAACACUUGAGAGAAAUCUAAUUUUUUUGAAAAAAAAAACAGUUUUGCGAGACUUUUCACAUUUUAAAUCGAUGAUUUUGACGUUCUAGAAAGCCUUUUUAACAGACUUACGUAUGAACUGUAUCCCAAAAAAUUCUUACUUUCUUUUCUUUUUUUCCUUGCUACGCCUUUGUUCCACUUGAGAAGCUUCGGCGCCCAAAGUUGAUGAGACAAGGCCCUAUCUUGGUAUCAGACUGGCUCCAGGUUCACGCGAGUGUCGACCCGAGCCUCAAGUGAAAACGGCCCGGCUCAAACCAAAGAGAGCAAUUUUUAUCAAGUCCGAUAUCAGACAGUUCUACGAUAAAAUCACGUUCUUGGUUCUUUUUUCAUUUACAGUUCAACAGAAAUUAUGAUAAAGUGGUAAAGGAAAUUUUUUGGGGAAGUUUGGGUAAGCUUGAGAUUUUUCUUGGUCACGAGGGGGGUCGAACUUGUGAUCCUGUGGACCGUAGACAGACACGCGACUUCAUAGACGAAUCGAGAAAGGGUAUCGCAAUACCCUCUGAAGUACAUCGCAGGCUCUGAAGUCUCACGAUGGUACCUCAAGUAUAGUAAUUUUGACAAGUCUAUGAUGUAAGGUAUGUGAAAAAAAUGUACAGAUGAGUUAUCAAAUAAUAAAUAAUUAGGAAUAGUUCAGAGGUUAGAUUGGAUUUACAAUAUAUCGCGCAGCCGUUUCGAGUCUUAAAAGUGUGCGGCAUAAGAGGUGACUCGCAUCAGCACUUUCCUCCUUGCAUUAGUUCAAAAAACGAAGAAAAGGAUAAUUUUGCGACUAUCUUAGGCGCGUAAGGUCUGAGGAGGUCUGAAGAUUCUGAGCAAAAUGAACACACAUUAUGGGGUCUUCACGAUCCAUUUUCAGAGGUACCUUUGUGUACCCAUUAUGGUACCUUCUCAGUUCGCCUGUGUUGUUGCGCUACGGCGCAUCUCUAAGAACUUUUUCAUUCUCUCCAUUGAUUUUUUUUUUUCAAAAAAGGAUUCCUUCCAUUUUAAAUAUCGUUUUCAGAGUGAAGCGUCUGGCCGAAACAAUGAAGGAAAAGCUGCCGAAAGGCGGCGUUCUUCGUUACGCGAUGUGUGCCGCCAUCGGCUCUGCUGCCGCGAUUUGUGGCCACAAGAUUGUCAGAAAGUAUCUGUAA